Messenger RNA from Laccaria bicolor S238N-H82, 1317 nucleotides. RefSeq lists its product as uncharacterized. Bases 1 to 1317 code for a protein of 438 amino acids. The transcript has 3 exons. The record is from RefSeq and is a predicted model, not a curated record. Lineage: Eukaryota; Fungi; Basidiomycota; Agaricomycetes; Agaricales; Hydnangiaceae.
AUGACCGUAGUGGGAGACACAACCAUGUUUGAUUUGACGAAACAAGUGCAGGCUUUUAAUGAUAAGUCUCCGCGAAACAUUACUCUGGAUUUGUACUCGAGUCGGGACAACAUUCCGCCUGUUGAGCCUUCUCGUCGACGCUCGCCACUCUCAUCUGGCUCAAGGACACAAAGUUGUGAAGCUAAUUCUCGCUCCAAUAAUUCCCAAGACUUUUCCCCGGCCAACUGGUCACAGACCACCUCUUCCGCAGACCAAGCGAUCCCAACGUCAACUCCGAAGAAAGUGUAUCCACUGGUAUUUCAUCCUAGCCCGAUUGCCCACAGCAAAUCGUCCGCUGAUGUUCCAGAGGAGGGGACGAUUGCUUCGCUGAGGCUGCAGACACUUGGGGAUCGGGAAUGUUUGGAGCCUAGCAAUACAACCGCGCAUCAGCUUGAGGCGUCUCCUCCUCCACCUGCCCACCCGUCGAUGCAUUCCCCUGCGGAUUCGAUGUCACCAGGUUUGAAAGACAAUGAGGAGGAUGCAAAUAAAUUUGAGGUUAAGGAAGACGAAGACAAACAGAUGGUAGAUCGGGACCAGCAGUUACUGGAUGAGAGGGAUCAGGCAGAAAUUGACAAUGAGGAUAAGGAGGAGCACAGUUCCUCUUCUACAGCGUCAGAUAUUGCGAUUACAGCCAACUACCCUCCACCAUCAACAUCAGUGAUUUGCCCAUCGUCAAAUAUACUCGAUCGUUCUCCUGCAUACCAUGAACCACCAACGAGAAGUCCAAAUUCGACCCCCAAACAAAAGCAUUCGCCAUCAUUGCCGGACUACACCAGCCCUAAUCUUGCUCAACGACCCCCUUCUUUUUCUUCACCGAGGACAUCCCAGCCUUCAACUUCGACUCCCAAACGAAAGUCCUCACCAAUAAAACCGGAAUACAUGAGUUCUAAUCACGCCUCGCCUGCACAACGAACAUCUUCAUAUCAUCUGCCUUUGGAGUCAGACUUCAUCUCUUUCUCCUCCAAAUUCUCGGCAAGUUUGGGCGUCUCUUCAAGUCAUCAAAGCUUUCUCGUGGCAAAGAUGACGUUGAUAAGGAAUCUUCCCGCACCCGAGAUUCUGACGCCUUUCCCAAUUACGCAAGUGUUUCCCCUUCACGCCGCUCAACUGGAGAUCACUUCAAAUAUUAGAGCCUACCAAGGCGGAAAGUGCUGCAGUGGAGUCAGCUUCCUUCCACACUUUUGCAGCCCACGCAAACCCAGUCAACACCAUGUCCUGGGCAGUGUUCGACUAUUGGGUUAUACAGAUCGGAUUAGAUCCCGGGUCUUUUUUUCUUUUUAG